Messenger RNA from Drosophila eugracilis, 1089 nucleotides. RefSeq names its product coatomer subunit epsilon (gene epsilonCOP). Bases 86 to 1006 code for a protein of 306 amino acids. Gene Ontology annotation, biological process: endoplasmic reticulum to Golgi vesicle-mediated transport; intra-Golgi vesicle-mediated transport; retrograde vesicle-mediated transport, Golgi to endoplasmic reticulum. Gene Ontology annotation, molecular function: structural molecule activity; protein binding. The transcript has a single exon. The record is from RefSeq and is a predicted model, not a curated record. NCBI's taxonomy places the organism in Eukaryota, Metazoa, Arthropoda, Insecta, Diptera, Drosophilidae. Gene Ontology annotation, cellular component: COPI vesicle coat.
ACUUUGACAACUCGACGGCCAACUCAGCCCAUCCGAAAAAACAAAAGUUGUGUUUUUCUUUGACAAUUUAGAAAGAAUUCCCAAAAUGAGCAGACAACAGAACGAAGAUGACUCCAACUCGGUGCUAUUCGAUGCCCGCAACGAGUACUACAUCGGUAACUUCAUGGGCUCAAUAAACUUUGUGCUGCCGGAGCAGGGAACCGCUGGGUCGGAGCUGUUAUCCUACAUGUAUCUUUCUUACUUGGCCAUCGAUUCUGGGCGUAUUGUGGCCUCAGACAUUAAGGAGAACAAUUCUACUCCGCUACAGGCUUUGCGAUUGGUGCACGAAGCUUUUGAGCAACCUUCGCGAACGGAGGAGUUGCUGGAGAAGCUCACUGACAAGGUGGCCGGGGAUGAGGAUGAGACCAACAUCUGGCACAUCGCCACCUCCAUUGUCUACUGUUAUGAUGGUCAGUUCGAGAACGCCUUAAAGAUCCUGCACGGCUCCACCAAUCUGGAAUCCAUGGCUCUGUCGGUCCAAUGCUUGCUGCGCCUGCAAAGAGUGGAUUUGGCCAAGCAGCUAGUUGCCAAGAUGCAGGAAAUCAGCGACGACGCCACGCUAACGCAACUGGCUCAAGCGUGGGUAGCCCUUGCCCAAGGCACAGAGCAGAUGCAGGACGCCUUCCACAUUUACCAGGAGUUCUGUGAAAAGUUUAAGCCCACUCCGGCCCUGCUCAACGGCCAGGCUGUGGUUCAUCUGGGCCUGGAGCGGUACGAGGAGGCCGAAUCCGUGCUGCGAGAAUCGCUGUUGAAGAAGCACAACGACUACGAUACCCUGAUUAAUCUUAUGGUGCUUGCCCACCUCACGGCUAAGCCGGAAGAAGCUGUUAACCGAAAUCUAGAACAGCUGCGGCAGUUCUAUCCCAAGAGCGACUUUGUCACCGAUCUAGACAAGAAGUCGGCAGAGUUUGAUCGCCUAUGCCUGCAGUACGACCUCGAUGGUGGCGAGAAACUGCUGGCCGUCUAGACAUAAGUUAAAAUUUCAAAUAUUCAUUUAUCAAAACCUUCUGUUUAUGUAUUAAACUACAAUAAAAAUUUAUUAGAAAUGUA